AUGCAGUUCCAACGCGGCCGUCAACUACCGUGCUAUCGCGGAAACCGGCCUGUUCCCUACGUAGCUCACGUAACCUUUGACCCUAUCUUCUGUGCGACUGUCUUUCCCGGAGCCGAUCUUCCUUACGAGAACGAGGAGCUUUCAAAACUCCUUAUGGACGUUCACUCGCGACUGACACCGUCGGUUGACGAACAGCAGGCCGUCGCCACUUUGGUGACCAAAGUGCUCGAAUGCUUAGAAGCCAUCGCCUUAGACAGAAACAAGUUCUCUCUCGGGCACAUUGAAGAGAUUCGGUCAAUUGGCUCGUUCAAAAAGGGGACAAUGUUGGCGGGACACUGCCUAGCGGACAUUGUUGUGGUUCUCCGUGGUCUGCCCUCUUUCGAGACGACAAUGAUGCUUGGCUUUCUGCUGAGGACAGAAUUUCUGGCCAAGGAGACUGGUGAAAUCGACGAGCCACCGGAGUGCUUGCCGCGCUCGUAUGGCUUUGAUUUCGCCUACCUCGGCGCCUGCGUUCGUGUCGCCUUCACCACCCACAGCCCUGAAAAACCAGAACCCGGGAUUCACAUAAGCGCACCUGAUCAAAAUGUCGCCAGAGCUGCCAUCCUCCACGCACGAUGGGUAGAAGAGAAAGCCUCUCACACGAAUGUCAAGGCGCUCGUGCGUAUCGUAAAGGACUUCAAACGACGAUUUUUGGGUUUCAAUCACCUCAGUCCCUGGCAAAUAGACCUCCUUGCGUUCUACGCGGUCACACAGAACCCCCUCAACACACCCCUUCCGCUGUCUGUUGCUUUCCGACGGCUCAUCCAGAUUCUUGCGGCCGGACACUUUCUGCCAGGCAGCGCUGGAUUACUCGACCCCUGCGAACCAUCCAGUCGACGUGUUCACGUCUCCCUCAGUCUCAAUCAACAGGACGAUCUGUGUCGCGCGGCCCAGACCAUGUGCCGAAUUCUAGCCCUCGAGAAGUUCUCUGUUCUCUUUGCCAACAUGCGUCCCACGACGCCGAUCACGCCAGCGCAACUUGUGGAGGCCGCGAACGCCCUGCCGGGAGUGAAAAUCGAGUUUGCCGAGCCCGUUUGCAUGGAACUGUCGACGAGCACUGCAGUAGUGGAGCAGUUAGAAGCCGUCUAG
Mesocestoides corti is the source of this 1128-nucleotide messenger RNA. The record is from the annotation of a GenBank genome assembly. NCBI's taxonomy places the organism in Eukaryota, Metazoa, Platyhelminthes, Cestoda, Cyclophyllidea, Mesocestoididae.